CUUUUUUAUUCAAGCAAAUACAUAUUUCACUUCUUGAUACCUUGCAGCCGCAAAUAUGCACUUCAAUCAAAUCCUCCCUUACAUCGUGGUCUCUGCCACUGCUGCAGUUGCCGAACUGAUCCCCGUCGGGCCAAUUGCAACAGUCUAUGCGCACGCAAACUUCGAGGGACGCCAUUUCAGCGUAGGCACAGUCGGCCAAUGUGUACAGCUUCCUAACGACAUCGUCGGCCAUGUGGGCUCAGUGAGGCUGCAGCAAUUCCCCCAGCCCUUCUACGUAGCCUGCGCUCUUUACUCAAACGACUACUGCCAAGACCCAGCAGCCUCCGUCAUCUAUUACGCCACGGCAUUAUUCAACAAUUCCCAACUCCCGGAUACACGCGCUCGGUCGAUUGCUUGCAAGCUCAACCAGAAUUCGCCUUGAAAACACCAAUUGGAAAUAAACACUGUACGCAUGAAAAGGCGUGCUGCUAUAAUUCUUCGUGGGAUGAGAUUAGGGGGGAUGAUUGGCUGUAAUUUCCUUGCAAGGAGCGCGUGAUCUUAUGACCUUGAAAUCGAAAGCAUGAGGUGAGCUGGUCUGGCUCAGGAGGUGGGAUGCUACCCAAUGAUACAAUUUAAUUAAUUAUACUUUUUUUUCUUUCCUG
This is a messenger RNA of Trichoderma atroviride IMI 206040, 641 nucleotides long. RefSeq lists its product as uncharacterized. Lineage: Eukaryota; Fungi; Ascomycota; Sordariomycetes; Hypocreales; Hypocreaceae. The record is from RefSeq and is a predicted model, not a curated record.